Messenger RNA from Ilex paraguariensis (yerba mate), 1499 nucleotides. NCBI's taxonomy places the organism in Eukaryota, Viridiplantae, Streptophyta, Magnoliopsida, Aquifoliales, Aquifoliaceae. The record is from the annotation of a GenBank genome assembly.
AUGGCUUCGCUUCAGAUUUUGAAGUCGACGUUGUUUCCAUUCUCUGUUUCUCGAUCGAAUUUCCGCCGGAAUUCGAGUUGUUUUUGGUCGGAAUUCGAUUUCGAUGUCACUUCAAAAAGGAUUAUCAAGCUUCGAAGUCAUCGGGACUUAAAAUUUUCCGUUAACACAAGGUUUAAGGUCUGUUGUAAAGUUCAAGAAGGUGAAAGCCAAAGCAAUGGUGAUGAACCUCCGGAGUCAUUGUUUAUGAAGGAAUUAAAGAGAAGGGGCAUGACUCCCACUUCUUUGCUUGAUGAAAGCAGUAGAAGCAUAUCUGGAGAAGAGAUAAAAAUUAAAGAAGAAGAUGGAGGUUCUUCAAGAAGAAACACAGUGUCAACAGAAUUUGGAAGGAACGUAUCUAAUCAAAGGGAGGUCUCUAUGUCAUUGAAUAGUGAAGGGCUUGAGGGUUUGAUUCCACGUGCUAAACUUUUGCUUACACUUGGGGGAACAUUCUUCUUGGGAUUUUGGCCAUUGAUCCUCAUUACAGUCGUGUUUGCCUCCGUGCUCUACCUUUAUUUUGGACCAAGUUUUAUCCAUGAUGCUAGCAACAAUCCUGUAGUACCACCGCCAUAUAUUGAUCCGUAUGCUCUUCUGGAAGAUGAAACAAUAUCUCAAACGGCCCCUCGUCUAAAUUGAAGGACUAAAGUCACUGAACACCUUCAGGUGUAGCAGCUUUCUCAGAUUUCAAACUACAGCAACACAAAUUUUAGAUAUGUGUACUUGGAGAGCGCCAAACAAUUUGCCCUUUCAAAAAACAGCAUUGUCAAAUAUUUAUUCAUUUCAAAUACUUCCUACAUGAAUAAAAGACGAAAGGAAAUUUAAGAUAGAGAUUUAAAGGGCUUGAAGGUGUGGAGGGACUUGACAAGGCCUUGAACAGAUCCAGCAGCAGCAAGAAGCGAUAUAACCAAGCAAGCUCCACUCAGUAUCUGCAUACAAAUCCAGGUAAGGGAAAACCUCCGAAUCUUUGCCUGUGACAUGUACAUCUCUAUCGGAAAAUACACCGCCAACGGCCAGAAUGAGGCGGCCCCGAGAAGACCGACGAAAUCAUUGAAAAAUGGGAAUAUCAUCGCCAACACGGUGGAAAACGUCACAUAUGCUGUUCUCCAGACCAUCCUGAAGAAACUGAAGUUGAAGCUGCCGUAAAAUGGUAUGUUGAUGGAGUGAACUCCUGUUAUAAACCUAUUGUUUGCCCAUUUCUUGCUGCUCCAACCUUCCACGAAUGCAAAUAUUGGUUGACAGAAUACCUACAUAUGCAUGAUAAAGGAUUUACACAGGUCCUACAUAUAGAGAGUAGUUACAUACUCUAUAUGAUUUUGAGUGAUGGCAAGUGUUUAUUUUCUUAAGACGGUAAUUUUGCGGGUUUGAGUCUAAGAAUAAGUCACUCAGAAGCUAUGAUUUGCAAUACGGAAACAUAAAUGGAGACUGAGGUGACAACCUAGUGAUUAUAGUUCACCCACUACAAG